AUGACUGACAGAAAGUCGUUCAGAGGAACUGUCUCUGAGGUGGGAUGUGAUGCACGGAGCUCAGACCCAGAAGAGGAGGAAAAGUGUAGGAGUGUGACAAAGGAUUCAGAGAGGGUGUGGGAGAUCCCGUCUCUCCAGGAGCUAGAGGAGAUUUUACUUUCAGCUCCAACCUCCUUUAGCCAUGGAGAUGAGGUGUGGCCGAACCUGUACCUGGGAGACCUGGUUAUGGCUCAUGACAAGCUCGGGCUCUGGAAGCUGGGCGUCACUCAUGUACUGAAUGCAGCACAUGGUAAACUGUGCUCUAAGGGCAGUGAGGAUUUCUACGGAACUACAGUGAAAUACUACGGAGUCCCAGCCAGUGACCAGCCAACCUUUGACCUUUCAUCAUUUUUCUACCCUGCUGCUGAGUUCAUCCACCAGGCUUUGACAUCAGGAGGAAAGGUGCUUGUACAUUGUGCUGUGGGUGUCAGUCGCUCGGCUGCAUUAAUCCUAGCCUACCUGAUGAUUCAUCACCACCUCAGUCUUCUGAACUCUAUAUGCUGUGUGCAACAGAAACGCUGGAUUUGCCCCAACACGGGCUUUCUGAGACAGCUUAUAGUUCUGGACCGAAAACUGCAGGACACAGGGGUGAAAGGGUCAAAAUAA
Monopterus albus (swamp eel) is the source of this 645-nucleotide messenger RNA. RefSeq names its product dual specificity protein phosphatase 13-like. Gene Ontology annotation, molecular function: MAP kinase phosphatase activity; protein tyrosine/serine/threonine phosphatase activity. Gene Ontology annotation, cellular component: cytoplasm. Bases 1 to 645 code for a protein of 214 amino acids. The transcript has 3 exons. The record is from RefSeq and is a predicted model, not a curated record. Gene Ontology annotation, biological process: protein dephosphorylation; negative regulation of MAPK cascade. Lineage: Eukaryota; Metazoa; Chordata; Actinopteri; Synbranchiformes; Synbranchidae.